AAGCAAAGUCUUUGGUUCGAUAUUCUCUAUAACCUCUUACUCUCUCUACUCUGGUCUUCGUCAAAUCUCAAAAGAGAAAUACUAUAUUGAUGUCUCUUCAACGACCCAAUGGGAACUCGAGUUCUUGUUCUUCCCCAAGAAGCAAAAACCUGAGGAGAGUGAUGAAGAGUUGUUGAUGGUUCCAGACAUGGAAGCAGCUGGAUCAACAGGUGUUCUAAGCAGCAGCGCAGACGACGGAGUCAACAAUCCGGAGACUGAACAGACCCAAAAUGAAACCUCCAACGCUAAGCGCCGCCGUGGACGAAACCCAGAGGAUAAAGAAUACAGAAGCCUCAAGAGAUUGUUGAGAAAUCGAGUAUCAGCUCAACAGGCGAGGGAGAGGAAGAAAGUGUAUGUGAGUGAUUUGGAAUCAAGAGCUAAUGAGUUGCAGAACAACAAUGAGCAGCUUGAGGAGAAGAUUUCUACUUUGAUGAACGAGAACACAAUGCUUCGCAAGAUGCUUAUUAACACUAGGCCUAAAGCUGAUGACAAUCAUUGAGAGGAGCCACCUUCAAUUAAUUCAAUGUUGUGUGAUUUUUCUGUAUACGAUUUUUGUUCGAAUAACAUUCGAUUUGUGACGCCUCUCCAAUAAUCUGAAUUUUUCCUCGGUUGAAUGUGAUUUGAAAGUUG
This is a messenger RNA of Raphanus sativus (radish), 669 nucleotides long. RefSeq names its product transcription factor HY5-like. Gene Ontology annotation, cellular component: nucleus. Bases 176 to 538 code for a protein of 120 amino acids. Gene Ontology annotation, molecular function: DNA-binding transcription factor activity, RNA polymerase II-specific. The record is from RefSeq and is a predicted model, not a curated record. Gene Ontology annotation, biological process: red or far-red light signaling pathway; response to red light; regulation of photomorphogenesis. The transcript is spliced from 3 exons. Lineage: Eukaryota; Viridiplantae; Streptophyta; Magnoliopsida; Brassicales; Brassicaceae.